Messenger RNA from Phymastichus coffea, 1203 nucleotides. Its product is annotated as ATP-dependent DNA helicase pif1-like. The record is from RefSeq and is a predicted model, not a curated record. Gene Ontology annotation, biological process: telomere maintenance; DNA repair. Gene Ontology annotation, molecular function: DNA helicase activity. Lineage: Eukaryota; Metazoa; Arthropoda; Insecta; Hymenoptera; Eulophidae. Bases 1 to 1203 code for a protein of 400 amino acids. The transcript has a single exon.
AUGGCAUACACUGGCAUUGCUGCUACAUUGCUGCCAAAUGGAAAAACAGUUCAUAAAACUUUUGGUUUACCAGUGCCGAUGUUCCAUGAUUUGUCGUCAAAUAUUAAAAUACAAUCUAAGGAAGGUAUACUGUUGAAAAAUACUAAAGUAUUUAUUUGGGACGAAGCACCUAUGGCACCUCGAUAUGCUUUAGAAAUCGUUAAUAGAACAUUGAAAUAUAUCAUGAACAAUGAUUUACCAUUUGGAGGAAAAAUAAUCAUUUUAGGAGGCGAUUUUAGACAACUUCUUCCAAUUAAAGUUAAUGGAACGCGCAACGAAAUAUUAAAUUUAUCUAUAAAAAACUCUCAUUUGUGGUCUCUAUUCUCAAUCUAUCAAUUGAAAACGAACAUGAGAGUCUUACCUAAUGAAAUAGAAUUUGUUAGAUAUUUGUUGCAUGUAGGUAAUGGAACAUUAAAUGAUCAAGAUAAUAAUAUACAGCUACCAAAUCACUGUAUAUUACCUUACGAUCAAUGUAUUGUUCAAAAUAUUUUUGGACAGUUAAUCAAAGAUAAAAAAUUUAAUGAAAUUAGCAAUUGUGCAAUUUUAUCUGCAAGAAAUGUUGAUGUUGAUAACAUGAAUGAUAGAAUUACAAAUUUAUUUGACAAAAACAUGGAACGCAUUUACACUGGGAUCGAUAGUAUAGAAAAUUGUGAUGUUGGUGAAAUGGAAGAUAUCCUUUUACCAGAAUAUCUCAAUACUUUGAAUCCACCUAACUUUCCUCCUCACAAAUUGCGUUUAAGAAAAUAUUGUAUAGUCAUGUUAGUCCGAAAUAUAAGUCUUAGUGAAGGAUUAUGUAAUGGAACACGACUACAAAUUAUUGAUUUCUCAAAUCAUUUAUUAAAAUGUAAAAUAUUAACAGGAGACAAAAGCAAUAACGUUGUAUUUCUCAAUAGAAUCACUUUGUAUUAUGAAAAUCAAUAUCCAUUUACUUUCAAAAGACGACAAUUUCCAAUUCGAUUAGCUUUUGCUAUAACGAUCAACAAAUCUCAAGGACAAACUUUACAAAAAAUUAGUAUUGAUCUUAGAAGAGAUGAUUUUAAUCAUGGUCAGCUUUACGUUGCUAUGUCCAGAGUUAGAUCAUGGGAUUCAUUGAAAAUUUAUUUAGGAAAUCAAAGACAAAAUACUUUAGUGAAAAACUACGUAUACACUGAAUUAUAUAAAUAA